This is a messenger RNA of Marchantia polymorpha subsp. ruderalis, 1201 nucleotides long. The record is from the annotation of a GenBank genome assembly. NCBI's taxonomy places the organism in Eukaryota, Viridiplantae, Streptophyta, Marchantiopsida, Marchantiales, Marchantiaceae.
CGAGUGUCUUGGCCACUUAUAUCAUGUAUCCUUCUUGUCUUCUUCUUCAAGCAGCAGGCCGAGGACAACGCGCUAAGUAACAUCAACGUACGAGGUGUCAGUUGAAUUCAGAGGGGCAUGCAUGCAGCAGUAGUUUUCAUCAGGUUCCAGUAAUAUUACCGUCAUAUGAAUAGGAGGAGCUCGAGUCAAUUGUGAAGCUGGUACUACAGUUGUUGGAAUCGUAUGCUGUGAGUAGUCGGUCGGUUGACAGAUCACUGUUGGAUUUGACUCUAGAGACUUGUUGAUACUGAUCUCACAGACCGAUUAGGCGAACACGUUCGGGAAGUCAAGAUUUGAGCUCUGUUUGGUCGAUGGCUUUCAACGAAAAUGGGAAGGUGCAAAAUGCCUGGGUGGAGUACCUAGGUACGUCAACACUAGAAGCCGUGGACCGUUUGAGUGCUGUGUCAUCGAUACCGAAUGUGUACACGCAGGGCCCGAUGUCUGCAGAAGACUCACCUCCCAUCAAUCCUGGUAAUCCCGAAGACGUGUGGGUCUACGACAGCGGGCUCGACACUGUUCUGGGCAUUCCCAAACGUGGAACCUGGCACUACAAUCGAGCAAGUCCGGGAUGGCCAGAGCUUCUGGGCAGACCGUACAAGGAAGCAAUUGAAACGAUAGUUUCGGAAGAAGUUGGGGUCAAUGUGAUUUUCGGACCGGAGGGAUUUAUCCGCAUAAUGAACAUCGAUAUACGCCGAGUGUGGUUGGACGUGGACAAAAACGGAAAUGUGGCCAAAGUUCCACGUCUUGGUUAAGUCUGAGCUCCAUUUGUAUAGCUACAAUAUUCCGACAUGGGAACAUGUGUCUGCAACCAGGUUGCACAAGAACAUAGAUUCUUUUGAAAGAUCGAUCCCAGAAGCAAAAGCUACAGACAUGAAUAAACUCGUGCCUAUUUACUGUCUGCAUUCUUCAUGUACUUCUGCCGCAGUUGACAAUUCCAGUAAGUUGUAGGGGAAUUUCGUCUGUCUUCUCAUUCUUGUACGUUUUGUGUACGGAGCUCACUUUUAUGGUGCGCUACCAAAAGCACCUAGGUUCCAUAUGUACUGAUAAUAUGUAAUUCAAACACCUUUAGAUUAUCAACUUUUACUUGAUAAUUCUAGCACCCAGAGAUUAGAAGAUUUCAUUCUUUGUAUCUCUUAAUCGAUCCAAUGCAAGAAAAUCGCGA